Molecule: messenger RNA, 638 nt
Organism: Amoebophrya sp. A25
Lineage: Eukaryota; Dinophyceae; Syndiniales; Amoebophryaceae
Source: the annotation of a GenBank genome assembly
CAACAUCCUCGCUUUUUAGCCACCCUAACCUUCCAGCACACCCUGUGGAAGUAUGUGCUGAUGCUACGUGAAGCUCUCCUUAAGGGCUCCCCUUCUCCAUCUUCGGAAGCAUCUUAGAGACGUUUGCAAGGGGAAAACUGUCUCCAGAUGUAUCUCCAGAUGUAUAGGGGUAAGCGCUAAUCUGCGUGUGGGAAAUGUACGCUACGUAGUAGAUGAAGCCUACGAACGUCUAGUGUUGAUGCAAAAAAUGGCCAUCGAUCGACGAAUGCGAGAACAUAUCGGCACAGGGUCAUCUCUUAAGAAAGAUAUUGACCGUAGUGUAAUGAGGGAAGUGCAAGUCUUCAAGAAGUACGCGGAACAGGUACUUAGCUUAGCUAACACGACCAUGAAAAGGAUCCUUGUUGUGGCUAGAAGUUUCUCUCGACUCAAAUUCUCUGUUCGUGUACUUGUUCCUCCACCUAUGUUAGUAAUCCUCUAAGUCUCAAUCCGGAACCAGUGCGCCGGCUGGGGCAUCCACAGUGUUGUCAAGUGCGGGACCACGACGGGGAACACUAGGACUCUUCAGUGUGCAAAUCGCAAGGCCCGAAGUCGUUGGCGGACCACGUCGAGCAGCUGGUGACUCAGCCGCUGGAAGCGGU